UUUCGUAACAGCACUCUGGGCCGGCCGAGAGACGACUCCAGCGCGAGUUCCUCAAAUGUUUUCCUGCGUUGCCAGGACCGUCCGCUGCUCUGAGUCAUGAGCAAGUGGGAAGUCGCACUGACAAGGAGCCCAGCCAGAGGGAGCCGAGUCGAGUGCGGCGCGGGGCUCGGGGACUAGCCUUGCGUGCUGAGCGCGGGCCCCCCGGGGAUGGGGGCUGCCCUCGGGGCUUGAGCCCGCCCGCCGCCCCGCCCCGGCCGCCCGGCCGCCCGGCCGCCCGCCUGCCUGCCUGGCUGCCUCUCUGGGAUCAUGGGGCAUUAGCUGAGGAGGAAGCAUGCUGGCCGUCCGCUGCGCGCUUCUGACCGCUCUGCUUGCCGCGCCCGGGAUGGCGCUGGCCCCGAGGGGCUGCUCCAGACUGGCAGAGGUGGCGCAAGACGUGCUAACCAGCCUGCCGGGGGCCAGCGUUACCCUGACCUGCCCUGGCGGGGAGCCGGGGGACAACGCCACCAUUCACUGGGUGCUCAGGAAUCAGGUCACAGGCUCCCCCGACGGCCGACUGGCUGGCGUGGGAAGGAGGCUGCUUCUGAAGUCCGUGCAGCUCAGUGACUCUGGAAACUAUUCAUGCUACCAGGACGGGGUCCCAGCUGGAAGUGUGCGCUUGCUGGUGGAUGCUCCCCCUGAGGAGCCACAGCUCUCCUGCUUCCGGAAGAGCCCCCUCAGCAAUGUGGGCUGUGAGUGGAGACCUCGGAGCCCCCCGUCCCCCACCACCAAGGCCGUGUUACUGGUGAGGAAGUUUCAGAACAGUCCCGUGGAAGACUUCCAGGAGCCGUGCCAGUACUCCCUGGAGGCCCAGCGGUUUUUCUGCCAGUUGGCAGUCCCGGAGGGAGACAACUCUUUCCACAUAGUGACCCUAUGCGUCGCCAACAGUGCCGGGAGCCAGUCCAGCACACCCCAAACAUUUGAGGGUUAUGGAAUCUUGCAGCCCGAUCCACCUGUCAACAUCACGGUCUCGGCCGUGGACAGAAACCCCCGCUGGCUCAGUGUCACCUGGCAAGACCCUCCCUCCUGGAACUCCUAUUUCUACAGGCUGCAGUUUGAGCUCCGAUACCGAGCUGAACGGUCAAAGACCUUCACAACAUGGAUGGUCAAGGAGCUCCAGCAUCAUUGCAUCAUCCACGACGCCUGGAGCGGCAUGCGGCAUGUGGUGCAGCUUCGGGCCCAGGAGGAGUUUGGACAUGGCUUGUGGAGUGAGUGGAGCCAGGAGGUCACAGGCAUCCCUUGGACAGAAUCCAGGAGUUCUCCAGCUGAGACCGAGCUGCCCCUCUCCACGCAGGCACCUACCACUAAUGAAGAUGAUGAAGAUAUUUCCUCCAAAGAGUCUGCAAAUGCAACAAGCCUCCCAGUGCAAGAUUCUGCGUCGGUACCAUUGCCCACAUUCUUGGUGGCUGGAGGUAGCCUGGCCUUCGGGACGCUCCUGUGCAUUGGCAUCAUCUUAAGGUUCAAGAAGACGGGGAAGCUGCAGGCUCUGAAAGAAGGCAAGACGAACAUGCAUCCGCCGUAUUCCUUGGGACAGCUGGUCCCUGAGAGGCCCAAGUCCACCCCAGUGCUCGUCCCCCUCAUCUCCCCGCCUGUGUCCCCCAACAGCCUGGGGGACAACACCUCGAGGAACAGCCGACCAGAGGCCAGGGGCCCUCAGAGCCCUUAUGAUGUCAGCAACAGAGACUACUUUUUUCCCAGAUAGCCAGCUGGGGGAUGCCUGGCAGCCUGGGGCAUCGGGCCCCCUGGGCUGCGUGGAUGACACGUGGAUGACAAAGCACAAACUGACUCUGCAAAAGACGCUUCUCACUGCCAUUCCAGCUCAUCUCAGGUGCGUGGGGCCUCUGGCUUCACCUUGACAGAAGGGCCCCAUGGAAGAUUCUGCGCUGGGUGGGAAAAGCUUGGCUGCAUCUCUUCAGAAGGAGGAGGUGGUGGAGGUUUGGGACCAUGCUUCCCCAGCUGCCCUGUUUACAGGGCUUAGAGUGAGCUCAGGCCCCCGUGAAGAGCGCGGUGUCAAGCCUCUACUGGACACUCAUGCGGGCAGAGCCGGGGGGCUGUGGAGGCCUUGGGCCCCCCGGCUUGGUGGGGACAAGUUGCUGGCCACCCACACACCCUGAUGUUUCUCCAGGAGCUGCACCCGGAGGCAAGUGGGGUGGAUUUCCAGCCAAAGACCACCCCCCCGCACCCCCAGCUGCUUAUCUCCUGGCCCACCACAGAGUUUCAUCUUCUAGCUCAAACUCUUGAAACCCAAGUGCCUUCGCAACUCAGUUUUUUGAGGCCUGAGGCCGGCUCUCCUUAAACUGCCACCACUGGGGGAAGGUCUCCCCUGCUUUUCUUGCCCACACCUGAACAACAGCUGAGAGGGGGCCGAAUAGUAUCUCAGGGCCUGAGGGUUUGCAAUGGAAUUAUGAUUAGUUCCUUAGCACCAUUUUUCUUUCUUUCCUUUUUUUUUUUUAUUAACUAUUUUUCUAAAUGUGAAUCAUAAUCCGACACACUUGCUGAAUCCAGAAGCAACUGCACUAGCCGGAUUGCCCUUUUUGGAUCCCAGGACUUCAGCAGAGAAGCUAAGAGGAAGGAGGGGGUGAGGACAGGGUCUCCACUUUAUCUAUAAUAGCAUUGCUGAGGGGAUUGCCUCUGCAAAGCAGCAUCCUCCCAACCACCCCCACCACACACACACCCGCCCACCCUUCCCCCAUCCCCCUGCCCUUUCCCCAUUCCCGCCCCCAUCUCCCCCCCCCAAAAAAAGGAGAACAGGAGUUAGGGAGGUUUCUGCCCCUGGCAAAUCCACACUGCCUUACUCCAGCUUUGUUUAUUUCGUUUUCAGCUGAGCCUAAGUAACCAGGGAAGAAAGUAUUUAUGCGAAAAGACCAAAGAACCUGGCAAGAGUGUAUUUUAAUUUGGUUUUUUAAAAACUGCUGACUGGUGGAUCUUCAGAGGGUGGAAGAGGCCGCAUUAGCAGACUGUCAGGGUGCAAAUAACCUGUUGGGGGGUGGGGUGGGGGAAAUGCACGAUAAUGUUGCUUAGCGCAAAACUGAGUCAAGUAAACAGGAGGAGAAAAAAAGAUUUUCCCCUAUUGGAGAAGAGACUCUGCUUUCCUUCUAAAUUUUGGGUUUGCCUUUAAAAGCAAAAAAAAAAAAGCCUGCCUCUUCUUGAAUUUAGCGGAAAAGCAGCUUGUUAUUACUCCUGCAGGCGGUGGAGAAGGAAGGGGUGUCCAGCUCCCUGUCAGGGUUCUGGGAAGCUCGACUCCCACGGAUUACCCAGCAGGUCAGCUGAAAAUCCCCAGCUGUAAAAGCCACGAGCUUAUCAGAGGAGGUUCAUUAAAAAAAAAAAAAAAAAAAAA
Phacochoerus africanus (Common warthog) is the source of this 3373-nucleotide messenger RNA. RefSeq names its product interleukin 6 receptor (gene IL6R). NCBI's taxonomy places the organism in Eukaryota, Metazoa, Chordata, Mammalia, Artiodactyla, Suidae. The transcript is spliced from 10 exons. Bases 332 to 1738 code for a protein of 468 amino acids. The record is from RefSeq and is a predicted model, not a curated record. Gene Ontology annotation, cellular component: membrane; external side of plasma membrane. Gene Ontology annotation, molecular function: protein binding; cytokine receptor activity. Gene Ontology annotation, biological process: cytokine-mediated signaling pathway.